AUGCACGCGCGUCUCAGAACGACGACGAACCUUGGACGUCCCACCGCUAGCUGUCCGGUCCGCCGCCUCCGUCUAAAGCUCGGGCUCGGGGCCGGAAGCCAAAACGCUGAUGGUGCCAGAGGAAUGUGGCGGCGGCGGCGGCGUGUGAAAGUGCGACGCAAUUCGCUGGUCCGGCCCUCGAGGUCAUCCGACUCCUCUUCCGACCCCGUAGCGUCUGAGAACCCCUGCACACCGCCAAACCCAUACCGGCCGGCCCGCAGCAACGGGGGCGCCACAGUAUACCCGUCCCGUUGUCGCGACAACACCUGUUGA
Macrosiphum euphorbiae (potato aphid) is the source of this 312-nucleotide messenger RNA. The record is from the annotation of a GenBank genome assembly. Lineage: Eukaryota; Metazoa; Arthropoda; Insecta; Hemiptera; Aphididae.